GGGAGCAGCACCUGAAACGAAAGUGAUUCGGCUCGGGAGGCCGAAGGGAGAUCGCCAAGGGCUCCGACACCCCGCUGCGCUGCGCGGGGCAGGCGGCGAGCGGAAUCCGGAGUGAGACCGGAUCAGCCCCGGGCCCGGCGCGGUCCAGGCCGGGAGCCCCCUUGGAGUCAGAGGCCCCUGCCGCGCCCGGGGGAGAACAGGUGCAGAGAAAGACAGCCUAACCUUACGGAAGCACCAUGUCAUACCCCUGCGAUCCCCCUCCCUACAAUGACAAGAAUCCCCUCAUCCCGCUGCUGCCGGAGGACUACUCGCAGCUGGGACCCUCUGCUGUGGGGUACCUGCAGCCUCCGGGGUACCCGCAGCCGGGAGGCGAUCCUGGGGCCUCCGUGCAACCUGCAGCCUGUGCUGGGGGCUACCUGGUGCCCGGAGGAUAUGCACCCUCGGCAGGCUAUCCGCAGCCAAAGGGCCCGGAGGCCCCCAGGCCAGUGCUUCCUGUGCACUUAGGGGACACCAGUCUCCCCGCAGUGAACAGCUACAUCGUCACCGGCUUGGGGGAUGACGUCGUCAGGACUGUUGACUGGGACGACAAGAGAGUGCGACACACCUUCAUCCGCAAGGUCUACACCAUCAUCUCAGUCCAGCUGCUGGUGACCGUGGGCAUCAUCGCCGUGUUCACCUUCGUCUCCCCCGUCCACACCUUCGUGCAGAGGAACAUUGCUGUGUACUACUCCUCUUACGCCGUGUUCCUCGUCACCUACCUGGUACUGGCCUGCUGCCAGGGCCCCAGGAGACGCUUCCCCUGGAACCUCAUCCUGCUGAGCAUCUUUACGCUGGCCAUGUCCUUCAUGGCGGGAACCAUCGCCAGCAUGUAUGACACCACAGCUGUCCUGAUCGCCAUGGUGAUCACUGCCAAAGUGGCCAUAAUUGUCACCGUCUUCUGCUUCCAGACCAAGGUGGAUUUCACAUCGUGUACCGGGCUGUUCUGUGUGCUGGGGAUCGUUGUUGUUCUGACAUCGAUAGUCACUGCCAUCGUCCUGUACUACAAAUAUAUUCAGUGGGUGCACAUGGUGUUUGCGGCCGUGGUUGCGAUCGCCUUCACCCUGUUCCUAGCCUACGACACGCAGCUGCUGGUCGGGAACAAGCAGUUCGGCCUCAGCCCCGAGGAGUACGUCUUCGGCGCCCUGGAGAUCUACGUGGACAUCGUCUACAUCUUCUUGUUCCUGCUGCGGUUCCUGGGCUGGAAAUAGAGCCUCCAGCCGGGCUCCUGGCUGGCACAGCCCGGGGCCGAGGAGCACUCUGGGAACACCUCGCUUCCUUCCUGCUUCUGCUCCUUUCUCCCUCCUUGCCUCGGCGUGUCUCUCCCGGCCGACGGCCUCUGGUUUCCCCCCUUCCCUGGGGAGCCCAGCGUGGGAUUCCCACAGUCUGCGCCUAGAGGGGUCGCGGGCGAGACUGCCCUGGAGAAGCCCAAUAACGAGGCUUUGCCCAGCAGUGCAGCCAGAGUUGGCAGAUCUCUGUCUGCCCCGUUAAUGGCUCCGCUGCCCUCUGUGCUCGCACGUGGCCUCCGUCUGUCUUCACUCCCCGCUGUGCCCCAGGGGUGUGUCAAUGCCCUGAGUUCACCCUCAUAACGGCCCUUGGAACUUGGUGCCAGGUGAGGCACCUGCCCCCAGACCCCCACACACGGCCCCUCUGCCAGCACGAGCUGCUCAGACAAGGGGGCACCUCAUAUUCCCCAGAAAUAGCUGAGAGAGGGCAGUUCUGGACAUCACGCUCCACAUGAUGAGUGGUGAGGCAGAUCCUCCACCCUGAGGAGAAGUGAAUUCACUUCUCUUGUAGCAAGCAGGCAGGUCGAGGCUUCUGUCUAUCACCUUAACAUAAGCCUGACCUAUCCCGCGCCGUGCCUGGCGAGCAGCGUUGCUCCGAAAUAACGUGCUGGAUGGUUUGAGUUACCUGGAGCUGCCUGAGGUCAGGCUUGAGACGUGUCACCCCAGCUGCUGUUUGGACCCCGGUGAGAUGCCACGGGGGCGGGGGGCAGCGCCUUCAUCACAUCCAAACCCACUCAGGGGAGAGCAGAAAGACAGGGGCUCGGUCCUCGCUCCGAUCCAAACCCUGGUGUGCAAGUUCCUUCAGUCGUGCAGAGCGCCCUCCAGUGGCGAGGAGCGGGGGGCUGCGAUUACUGCACGGAUCUGAUUUUUAAAGGGGUGGGGGGGAUUUUUUUAUACGUGUCCUAGACAUCAGUGUUUUCCCAGCACAGUUUUUACCCUGUGUCUGAGAGUGGUUUUUUUACAGUACAGCAAAAAUCUUCAGGGUUAACAAUCCUGCUUUGGUCUCGAGUUUGUUAGUGCCUUAAACUAGCCCCGUGCUAAGUGGUUUUUUAAAUCUCCUUCGCUACAGCCUGUGAAGUGUACACAGGAGCGACCCAGGCUGGCUCUUGCCAGGUUUCUGUUCUUUCUAAUUCAAUGUCUUUUAUCCUUGGUUAAGCAAAGGGCUUUUUACCGCACGGCUUUGUUGUGUAUUUGACUAGUCCGGACAGCCAAAGGGCCUUGAAAUAACGUUGUUUGACAAGGGGGGAGGCGAAUGGCGCCAGGGGAAUUGCAAAGCAGCGUGCUGUGUACAUUGCUCAUGCUCUGGAGUAAGAGAUUCGCUUAUUGCAGGUGGAAACAGAACUGGGGCCGCAGGCAGCAUUGUAAGUCACCACCCCUAAUGCUAGAGGCUAGAACAGGUGCUGUAAGUGGGGGCGUCUCUCCCCACUUCCACCUAGCGGAUGGGGCGGAAACGCUGCGUUGGAGCCCUCUGGCUCCCCCGGGGCAGUGCUGGUGAAGGGGGCGGGGGGCAGCAGCUGAGCCCAGAGCCGGUUCCCAGCUCCUCAUGGGAAGAGCAGGCUCAGAGCAGGGCGGCUGGAUCAGAAUCCCCAGGCCAACGCCCUAAAGGGCAGGGUGUAGGGAGGGGAACUGGGGGUGCAGCCAGCGUUAACCCUUUGUGCUCCUUCCACGACGCUAGCGGCUUGGGCCAGCCUUGUUCACUCGGUGCCUUAAAUCCCGACGUUCCCGGCAGAUGAUUUGGGGUCAGCCCAGCGCAUGGCAGGGAGUCGCCCCUUUCACGGGCAGCCCUCGGGGAGGGAGAACAGCCUGUCCUGGAUGCCGGCCUUGGAGGCAGAGCUGCUGGUGAGCAGAGCCCAGCUCUGUCCUGGCUGAGGGUGGGGGCGGUAGCCAGCUGGGCUGUCAGGUGGGCUGCAGAGGUUAGUGGAUCGGCUCAACGCCCCCCCCUGAGGACAGACCUAGAGACCCCUUCCUUGGGAGCGCUCGGCAAACCGCCAGCCGGGUUCGGAGUGGUCCCCAGUCCAUGCAGCAGGGGCGUGAGGGGAUGGCUGUUCGGCAUACGCUGUAUUAUAUUCUAACGCUGCAGCCAGUGGGAGCCGCACAGUCGGCUCCCAGCACCAGAGAACAGCUUGCACUCAAUAAAGCGACACUUUAAUUUUUCAAGCA
Molecule: messenger RNA, 3482 nt
Organism: Mauremys reevesii (Reeves's turtle)
Lineage: Eukaryota; Metazoa; Chordata; Testudines; Geoemydidae
Product: protein lifeguard 3-like
Exons: 12
Coding region: 237-1247 (336 amino acids)
Biological process (GO): negative regulation of apoptotic signaling pathway
Cellular component (GO): endoplasmic reticulum; membrane; Golgi apparatus
Source: RefSeq, a predicted model, not a curated record